This is a messenger RNA of Funneliformis caledonium, 459 nucleotides long. The record is from the annotation of a GenBank genome assembly. NCBI's taxonomy places the organism in Eukaryota, Fungi, Glomeromycota, Glomeromycetes, Glomerales, Glomeraceae.
AUGAGUGAUUUACCCUAUGCUGCUGACGCUGAGGCCUCUCUUUCAGGCGAAGAAUUGAAUAUAUUACGAAGACAAUAUUAUCGCGAAGUCGAUCAAGGAGACGUUACCACACAAACCAAAUUUAAUUUUGCCUGGGGUUCAAUUAAAAGUCGAAAAGCUCCCGACCAAGAUCUUGGUGUGACUCUUCUAAAAGAAAUAUUUAAAGAUGAUCCUGAACGUCGUCGCGAAUGCCUUUAUUAUUUAGCAUUAGGUAGUUUCAAAUUAGGUAGAUACUUAGAAGCCAGAGAAUUUAAUAAUAAGUUGUUAAAGAUGGAACCUGGAAAUUUACAGGCUCAAAAUUUACAAGAACUCAUAGAAAAGAAACAUGAAAAAGGAUUGUUGGGUAUGGUUAUUGUAGGAGGAGCUGUAGCUGUUGGUGCAUUGAUCGUAGGCACAAUUUUCAAUAAAAAUAAACGUUAA